Messenger RNA from Rhipicephalus sanguineus (brown dog tick), 3128 nucleotides. RefSeq names its product mitochondrial potassium channel. NCBI's taxonomy places the organism in Eukaryota, Metazoa, Arthropoda, Arachnida, Ixodida, Ixodidae. Bases 220 to 1323 code for a protein of 367 amino acids. The record is from RefSeq and is a predicted model, not a curated record. The transcript has 3 exons.
GUUAUGUGGGAAAGUUAGCAAACCUCAUGGUCAGUUUAUGGCCGGGUGCAGCAAUGUGCAAAUUUACGUAAAACUAUAGUAAAACUAACGAGACCAACGUAACGUAGGUUUUAUAGGGCGCGAAUACACGUGUGGGAUGACCCUGAUAUAGUGGCUGGCUGUCGAAUACUAUUUCAGAAAGACCGCCGAUCAAAUAAUUAUUACUUUCAUAGAGUGGCAAUGUCGCCGAUCAAAUUUCUUCCUAUUACGCAAAGGGUGUGUAGCCCUCUGUUAUCACUACAGAAUUCGCCGCUGCUUUUGCCUGGAAGGUGCCAACACACUCAUCCUUUGGCGGCAAAAGUGUUCAGUAUAUUUCGUGUUUACGAAGACGUCGUUGGCCUCACCGAAGUAAAGGCAGCUCAGACGAAAGUGCUGGAGGCAGAGCAAAAGUUUGUGACGACGCAAGAGCAGCGACGGGAAAAGCAGCAACGGAUUUUACAACUUCAGAGCCAGCUGAAAGAGAUCCACGCGGAACUUGACAAGACGCACAGAGGAGAGGAUCGCUACCUCACCCUCAUAACACAGGAGCAUGCCAUUAUCAAGGAAGAACGUGCCUUGCUUGAGCAGUUCAAGCAUUUGGAAAAAGCGGAGCGAGACUACUUCGCCGCUCUCUCUUUGGCACUCCGGGAGAGCCACGAGAAAGAGCGUGCCCAGGGAGAACGCACCAAGUACUGGUCCAUUAUCGGUUCUGUCUGCGGUGCCGUCAUAGGAAUUGUCGGGGCCACCAUCAACAACCGGAUACGUCUGAACCAGCUCAGGGACCUCGUCGAACGUUCGUCCAGCCAACCGGAGGUGCAGCGCUUGGUCUACAGCCUCUCGGACGAGUUCAAGCGCCACAGAGACCAGAUCGUAGAGUUUGUGUCCGACAUUCGCGAGCUGCUCGGCGUUGCGCCCAUAGUCACUGCAGCGGACCGUGGGACCAGUGCAGCCGCACUACCAGUAAUGAUGACCAAAGGCGGAGACAACGUUGCUGCGGCCGAGUCCGAGCUUGAGCUUCAAAUGCGGGAAGUGGUAGUGCUUGUGAAGCAGCAGCGUCAGUUGUUGGAGAAGGAGACAAAAGAAAUUAAAGCACUGUUGGCCGCUGACAGGGCUUUGGAGGAAGCUGAGGGAGACGUCAAGAGAGCAGCGGUGUACAUUGGUGAAGACGUCAGAGACAUAGUGGCGGACUCGCAGCGGCAGUUGGAGUGGAAAAUGAAGAUAAACUCGCUUGCCAUGGUAGCACUGGUGUACGGAGCCCUUGCAGUGACUGUCCCACUUUUGGCGGCAUUCUUCAAGGGCUCCUGAUGGUGGCAGAGUAUUUGUUAGCGAAUUGCGACCAAGUCGUGCAGUUGGCAGCAUUUUCUUGUUUAAUUCAUUCUGCGAAUGCAUUAAGUGGACCAGAGAAGCUUUAAGUGGUUCAUUCCUCCAACGUUCAGCUUUAUAGUCCCUGCCAGGAGUCUAUAAUAGAGAACAUAUGGUGUCACAUAGUUCCUCAGUUGCAAUUGCGUGCAGUACCAAAGGUAGGUAUUCCACAGUACUUCUUGGUGCUCUCUUUAGUGUACUAUGAGCAUUUACUUCAUGUAGGAACGAUCGUGCGUCUUAGCUUUGUGCAUAGUUUAUUGCUGCGUGGUACUGUUCAGAGAAAUGCGCGAUUUUCUGUUGUAUGAGACCAUUCUUUAAGUUAUAAAACUAUAAAUUUAUAAAAUGUUCAAAACAAAUGAAAUGCCAUAUUUUAAGAGAACAGUGUUGCUUAUUUUCUGCCUGUUUUGCCUUAAUAAAUGUUGGCUUGUGCAUUCACUGAGCACCAUAAUUAUUGCUACGUGCACACCCACAGACACCAAACACCCAGCAUAUGGCCAUAUUUGCCAUAUGGCUGCAUUAGCGUGUGCAUAAUUUGAAUAAUACCACAUUGUGAAGAAAACGCAAGUUUCUGGUUAUGGCAUACAUGUAAGCAUUGAAAUAUGUGCAUUUUCAGUUGUGCGUUAUAUUAUUUUGCUAUGUAUGUUGAACUGUGCAAGUGUUCCUCAUUAUUAUUGCAAUUACUGUUCUUUGAGAUACGUCUCACACACUCGAAUAUUUAUGCCAGAACCUAACCGUCCUUUCACAAACCUUAGGCACAGAAUAAUAAUCAUUGAAAGGAAGUGUGAUAGAUAAGCCAGACUGUUGCAAAUGCCUCAUACAAGCUGAAUUCUGGCAGUGGUAAUGCAGAAGGUCACUUCGUUGUUUGUAUGCUAAUUGUAUAAACCUCUACAGUCAUACCACAAUGGUUUCUGCUAGAAUUACCUGAGCAUAUCACAACGCACUGGUUGGAUUUUGCCUCACGAUUUCAUGUAAAAGUAUUCCUCACCAUGCAGGCCCGUAACUAAGGGGUGGUUGAGGGGGUUCUGACAUCCCCACAAAAUUUUUUCAUGCUUUGCCUUUCCGGGUGACACUACACCUGUGCAGCGACCACCAGUUGCCAAGUUAGCCGUUCUGCACACAAACACCCCCCGAAAAAAAUUCCUGGGUAAGGCCCUGUCACCAUGUACUUGUAGUGUAAAAUGUGAAAACUGGGCUAACCUGUAUAAUUUAUUUAUUUAUUUAUUUAUUCAAAAUGCCUUACAGGCCCAUUGAAGGGCAUUGAGCAAGGGGGUCAUCAGUAUUUACAAAACAAUAAAGAGGAAUACAGACAAAAGGCAAAAAAAAGAAUAAAAACAAAGAUUACAAACAGCAAGAUGGAACGUUAUACAAUACUAGAGUGCAAUGAAAUCAGGUUAUCAUGGAAUGUUUCACGAUUAGGGAUGGAUACAAUGUGAUCAGGAAGAUCGUUCCGAUGUGCAAUGGCUCGAGGUAGUGAUGAUGAGUUAAAUGCCUGCGUGUGACCAUGAAUGCGCAUGAAACUACGUGCAUUGUGAAUGCGUCGGGAUGUGCGCACAGGAGAAUGAAGUGGCAAACAAUGAAAUUUAUCACUAUACAUGUACCUGUGAAACAGACAUAAAAGAGCAAUGGUGUGGCAUUCUUCCAGUGACUGAAAUGCAAGGUCUUGUUUUAUUAGUGUAAUGCAGUCUCACAUUUUGCAAAAACACGGAGCAAACUCCAGGACAGGUACAAAUAAAAAGGACGCACAUGUG